UAUUUCAAUGCCACGCCUCUUCUGGAACACUAACAGGAAGUAAUGAGCUUGUGAUUUUAGUUGAGAAAGCGUGACCUAAUUCCUCAUCUGGGUCAUGUAGCCUUCAUUUAAUCAGAGCGAUCUAAAGAGUAGACUAGAAAUAUUAGCUUUUUCUGCUUUCCCGCUGUUCAUUGUUGGUCUUUUGUGAGACCGAAUUUCGUGUGAUGAGGUGACAACAAAGGAACCGCUUUUUUGAAGGUGAAUGCAAUAUACCAGCAUCUGUGGUCUAACUUGGAUAGGCUACUGGUGGUUUGACACACACACAGCAUAGGAUAUGUGGUGGUUCCAGCAGGGCCUGUGUAUUCUACCGGUGGCUCUGGUAUUAUGGACAGCGGCCACGUUCAUCUUUGCUUACAUCACUGCUGUGCUGCUGAGACAUGUGGACCCACUGGUGCCAUACAUCAGCGACACUGGGACAGUUGCCCCAGAGAGAUGUGUGUUUGGAAUCAUGCUGGACAUCUCAGCAUACUUAGGCAUAGCCACCAUGUACGUACGCUACAAGCAGGUCCAAGCCUUGACAGUCGAAGAGGAGUCGAAGCUGCAUAAACUCAACCUCUUGGGUUUGGUGCUGGGAUGGACCAGCUCCUUUGGCAUGUGCAUUGUUGCUAACUUUCAGAAAACGACUCUGUUCUCCAUGCACCUGGUGGGGGCAAUAUUGACGUUUGGCGUGGGGGCACUGUACAUCCUGGUGCAGACCUUGGUGUCUCUGUACAUGCAGCCUCACGUCCACGGGAAGAGCAUCUUCUGGGUCCGACUCGGCAUCGGAGUCUGGACCUUCGCCAGCAUCAUCAGCAUGUUUGUGUCAUCUGUCAUCAUGUACAGCAGUCUACCCGGAGUGGACGUGGCCCAUAAACUGCACUGGAUACCUGGAGAGACGGGCUACAUCCCUCACAUCAUCAGCACCAUCUCUGAGUGGUCUCUGGCUCUCUCCUUCGUCAGUUUCUUCCUCACCUACAUCAGAGACUUCCAGAAAGUAACGCUGCGGACAGAGGUGGACCUACAGAGCAAUCACCUCUACGAUUCUCCCCACUACAGCAUCACUGCACAGGUCAACCAAUCUGAGACCUCCCCACUGAUGGCGGGGGGCAUCUGAACAGGACAACUCCUAGUGUUGCGGUUGAGUCGAGCUGUAAUUAUGAACAUACUGAAUGGAAUCAAUGAGAAUGUUGAGGGUGUAAUCAACAAGCACUAUUAUAAACAGGGUGGUUCGAGCCCUGAAUUCUGAUUGGUUUGUGGUAUAAUGGCAAUAUACCACGACUAAGGGCUGUAUCCAGGCACUCCGCAUUGCGUUUUGCGUAAGAACAGCCCUUUGCCGUGGUAUAUUGGCUAUAUACCACAACCUCUCGGGCCUUAUUGCUUAAAUAUACCGCUGAAAAGACCUAAUUCUCAGAUAGUGUAAAUUCCACAUGCCCUUUUAUACUGACAUUUUGGUUCUUGUUAGAAAGUAAUUAUAUUUUUCUUAAACCUAAAGGGGAUCGAUCCGCUGAUAAAGACAUGUCUUUUUUUUCAGUAGUCAGAACACAACUAACCGGUAUGCUAUUCUCUACCAGCCUCUCGAUGGUGCCAAAGAAUCGUCAAGAUGUUUGUUUCGGCUUUCUUAGCGCAACAAAUGCUCAUUGUUAGAUUUAUCUUACGUUUGUCUUUCAUGAGAAUUGAUAUCAUUAGGUGGUUUACAGCAAGGCACUUGAACUAAUUAACUAGAAUAUGAUUUAUUUGCUCUACUUUACUUUGCUUUGGGAUGCUAACUUUAAUGUUGCUCUCACUCUGUUAAAGUAGGAUAAUAUAAGAAUUGGGUUUGGCUGUAGGUUUGGUCAUUUGUGAAUUAUGGAUUUUCUUGGGAUGCUUUUCUAUUAGUUUUUAUGUUUCUAUUUUCCCCAAUGAUCAUCUCUAUUACCCAUAAAAAGUCAUGUGAAUUUCUCUUUCCUGUAGAAUGGAUACAAUAUUGGUGAGAUGUAAGGAGGUGCUUAAUACAAGAUUUUUGGUUAUUUUAAGAUGUUUGUUUCUACUAAAAGUUUAUUUUGUUACAGUAUAUAAAACAUUUCAGCUGGCCACUUUUUGCCACCAGUUUCUAUAACCACCUGGAGGUGUGUGGAGGUAUUGCUGUUAACUGGCCUGAAUAAUUCCAUCAAUCUGUUUCAUGUUAACCUAAUCACCUAUGCAGUAACUACAUAGAAGCUUUACUUGUCUCAUUCUCAUAAGAAUGAAAAGCAUCAAAUUCACUGUUGUUUAUUAAGGCUUUAUAACAGAAUAAAACAUUUUACUUCUAAUGCCGUUAUAGAUUAAAGCAAUAACAAGAUAGUUAUGACAUUUAUUGGUAUAUUGAGUCAUUUACAUCGUACCAUACUAUUAUACAGUAUAUAUUUAGUCAUACAUUUCAUGAGAAUGAUACACACAUCUAAUUGUACUUAAACUAAACUGAACAAAAACAUUAACAAAAUGUGUUAAGUGUUGAUCCCAUGUUUCAUGAGCUCAAAUAAAAGAUACCAGAAAUUUUCCAUA
Molecule: messenger RNA, 2538 nt
Organism: Salvelinus namaycush (lake trout)
Lineage: Eukaryota; Metazoa; Chordata; Actinopteri; Salmoniformes; Salmonidae
Product: DNA damage-regulated autophagy modulator protein 2-like
Exons: 8
Coding region: 314-1132 (272 amino acids)
Biological process (GO): regulation of autophagy; photoreceptor cell maintenance
Cellular component (GO): lysosome
Source: RefSeq, a predicted model, not a curated record